Musa acuminata subsp. malaccensis (wild Malaysian banana) is the source of this 1903-nucleotide messenger RNA. Its product is annotated as protein DETOXIFICATION 49. The record is from RefSeq and is a predicted model, not a curated record. Gene Ontology annotation, cellular component: membrane. Gene Ontology annotation, molecular function: antiporter activity; xenobiotic transmembrane transporter activity. Lineage: Eukaryota; Viridiplantae; Streptophyta; Magnoliopsida; Zingiberales; Musaceae. Gene Ontology annotation, biological process: xenobiotic detoxification by transmembrane export across the plasma membrane.
AAGCGAGACUACUCUUCUCCUUUUCCUUCUUCUUCUUCUUCUUCUUCUUCUUGGCAACAAGCUUGCCGAUCACCAUGUGCAUGGCUGCUAUCCCCGCGGGUUCAGCUGCACCAUGCCACUGCGACCACCACCAAGAUCCCCAUGGCCUCCUCACCGCCCCUUUCGUUGUCGAGACGUCGCCGACGAAGAACCAAGCGGAGGUGUCAUCGCCACCAGCUCCGACGCUGAAGCCUCUCGGCUCGGUGUCCUUGGCGUUUGUGGAAGGGAAGUCCAUCCUGAGCCUCGCACUGCCGAUGGUGUUGACCGGCUUACUCCUCCACUGCCGCUCCAUGGUCUCCAUGCUCUUCCUCGGCCGGCUCGGAGAUCUCGCCCUUGCCGGCGGCUCCCUGGCCAUCGGAUUCGCCAACAUCACCGGCUACUCUGUUCUCUCCGGCCUGGCCAUGGGCAUGGAGCCCAUCUGUGGCCAGGCCUUCGGGGCUCGGCGUUACCAUCUCCUCGGCCUGGCGCUCCACCGCACUGUUCUCCUGCUGCUCUCCGUCUCCAUCCCCAUCGCCCUCCUGUGGUACUACAUCCGCCCCCUCCUCCUCCUCCUCGGCCAGGAACCCGCUCUCGCUGCCGCCGCAAGCUCUUACCUCCACGCCUGCCUUCCUGACUUAAUACUGCAGUCAUUUCUCCAUCCUCUCCGCAUUUACCUCAGGACGCAGUCCAUCACUCUCCCGCUGACCUUAUGCGCGGGCCUCGCCGUCGGCCUCCACCUGCCUAUCAACUACCUUUUUGUCUCUGUUCUUCACCUCGGCAUUGGCGGCGUCGCCUUGGCCUCUGUUUUGUUCAACUUCAACGUCGUGCUCUUCCUCCUCGUCUAUAUCUACUUCUCCGGCAUCAACCGCAGCACCGGUGGACUAAGCUUCAGCUCCGAGUGCUUCAAAGGCUGGAGCUCGCUUCUGAACUUGGCCAUCCCCAGCUGCAUCUCGGUGUGCUUGGAGUGGUGGUGGUAUGAGAUCAUGAUCAUCUUGUGUGGUCUUCUCCUAAACCCAAAGGCCACUGUUGCUUCCAUGGGCAUUCUUAUACAGACAACCUCUCUCGUCUACAUUUUCCCCUCGUCGCUAAGCUUUGGCGUCUCCACUCGGGUCGGCAACGAGCUCGGCGCGAACCGGCCUGACCGAGCCCGCCGAGCCGCCACGGUCGGGCUGUCGUGCAGCUUCGUGCUCGGCCUCCUCGCCUUCAGUUUCGCUUUCUCGGUGCGCCACUUGUGGGCCAGGAUGUUCACCGGCGACUCGACUAUUCUAGAGCUCACCGCGUCGGUGUUGCCCAUCCUCGGCUUGUGUGAGCUCGGCAACUGCCCACAGACCACCGGGUGUGGGGUGUUGAGAGGCAGCGCCCGGCCAAAGCUCGGUGCCAACAUAAACCUGGGCUCCUUCUACGUCGUCGGCAUGCCGGUGGCGGUGGGGCUGGCGUUUUGGACGUCUCUCGACUUCAGUGGCCUCUGGCUCGGGCUGCUCUCAGCGCAGGCGACGUGCGUGGUGCUAAUGCUCGUCGUGAUCGAGAGGACCCACUGGGAAUCGCAGGCCGAGCGGGCGCAGCAGCUCACAGGGGCAGCCACCGACGACACUGAGAAAGAAGCAGUGCCAAAAGUUGCAGCAGCAGACGGAGACGAGACAGAUUGGUUGGUUAUCAGCGUAAAGAUCGAGCAAUGAGUUCAUCAACAACAUGAACUAUCAUCCUAUCUCUUAUGAUUUCUCGGCUUGUUCUCUUGGGUAAUUAUAGAGCUUGAGAUGCAUGUACUGCGAGAGGUUUCUCUACCUGGUUUUUUCGACUGAGAGGUUGAUCAUUCCAAUUACAUUCUAUUUGAGACUGUACAUUGUUUCCACCAGAAAGAAAAAGGAGGAAAAUUUUACCUGCUUCA